AAACAUGAUUCCAGUGACAGAAUUCCGGCAGUUCUCUGAGCAGCAGCCUGCCUUCCGGGUGCUGAAGCCAUGGUGGGAUGUGUUUACCGACUACCUCUCGGUGGCCAUGCUGAUGAUUGGUGUGUUUGGAUGUACUUUACAGGUCAUGCAAGACAAGAUAAUCUGCCUUCCGAAAAGAGUGCAGCCUGCUCAGAACCAGUCUUCCGUUUCGAAUGUCUCUCAGGCAGUUGCCAGUACCACCCCACUGCCUCCACCUAAACCAUCUCAUACCAACCCUGUCACUGUGGAAAUGAAAGGACUGAAGACAGACUUAGACCUUCAGCAGUACAGUUUCAUAAACCAGAUGUGUUACGAGCGAGCCCUCCACUGGUAUGCCAAAUAUUUCCCUUACCUUGUCCUCAUCCAUACCCUGAUCUUCAUGCUCUGUAGUAACUUUUGGUUCAAAUUCCCUGGCUCCAGCUCCAAAAUAGAACAUUUUAUCUCCAUCCUGGGGAAAUGUUUUGACUCUCCCUGGACAACACGGGCUUUAUCUGAAGUGUCUGGGGAGGAUUCAGAAGAAAAGGACAACAGGAAGAACAACAUGAACAGGUCCAACACCAUCCAGUCUGGUCCAGAAGGCAGCCUGGUCAACUCUCAGUCUUUAAAGUCAAUUCCUGAGAAGUUUGUGGUUGAUAAAUCCACUGCAGGGGCUCUGGAUAAAAAGGAAGGUGAGCAAGCAAAGGCCUUAUUUGAGAAGGUAAAGAAGUUCAGACUGCAUGUGGAAGAAGGUGAUAUACUAUAUGCCAUGUAUGUUCGCCAGACUGUACUUAAGGUUAUCAAAUUCCUAAUCAUCAUUGCAUAUAAUAGUGCUCUGGUUUCCAAAGUCCAGUUUACAGUGGACUGUAAUGUUGACAUUCAGGACAUGACUGGAUAUAAAAAUUUUUCUUGCAAUCAUACCAUGGCGCACUUGUUCUCAAAACUCUCCUUUUGCUACCUGUGCUUUGUGAGUAUCUAUGGAUUGACGUGCCUUUAUACCUUAUACUGGCUGUUCUACCGUUCUCUAAAGGAAUAUUCUUUUGAGUAUGUCCGGCAGGAGACUGGAAUUGAUGAUAUUCCAGAUGUGAAAAAUGACUUUGCUUUUAUGCUUCAUAUGAUAGAUCAAUAUGACCCUCUCUAUUCCAAGAGAUUUGCAGUGUUCCUGUCUGAAGUCAGUGAAAACAAAUUAAAGCAGCUGAACUUAAAUAACGAGUGGACUCCUGAUAAACUGAGACAGAAGCUACAGACGAAUGCCCAUAAUCGACUGGAAUUGCCUCUUAUCAUGCUCUCUGGCCUUCCAGACACUGUCUUUGAAAUCACAGAGUUACAGUCUCUAAAACUGGAGAUCAUUAAGAACGUAAUGAUACCAGCCACCAUUGCGCAGCUAGACAAUCUCCAAGAGCUCUCUCUACAUCAGUGCUCUGUCAAAAUCCACAGUGCGGCGCUCUCCUUCCUGAAGGAAAACCUCAAGGUCUUGAGUGUCAAGUUCGACGACAUGAGGGAGCUGCCCCUCUGGAUGUAUGGACUCCGGAAUCUGGAAGAGCUCUAUCUGGUUGGCUCUCUAAGUCAUGAUAUUUCCAAAAAUAUCACCCUUGAAUCUCUGCGGGAUCUCAAAAGCCUUAAAAUUCUCUCUAUCAAAAGCAACGUUUCCAAAAUCCCUCAGGCAGUGGUUGAUGUUUCCAGCCAUCUCCAGAAGAUGUGUAUACACAAUGAUGGUACCAAACUGGUGAUGCUCAACAACUUAAAGAAGAUGACCAACCUGACAGAGCUGGAACUAGUCCACUGUGACCUGGAGCGCAUUCCUCAUGCCGUGUUCAGCCUGCUCAGCCUGCAGGAACUGGACCUGAAGGAAAAUAAUCUGAAAUCUAUAGAAGAAAUUGUUAGCUUUCAGCACUUGAGAAAGCUGACAGUGCUAAAACUGUGGCAUAACAGCAUCACCUAUAUCCCAGAGCAUAUAAAGAAACUCACCAGCCUGGAACGUCUGUCCUUUAGUCACAAUAAAAUAGAGGUGCUGCCUUCCCACCUCUUCCUAUGCAACAAAAUUCGAUACUUGGACUUAUCCUACAAUGACAUUCGAUUUAUCCCACCUGAAAUCGGAGUUCUACAAAGUUUACAGUAUUUUUCCAUCACUUGUAAUAAAGUGGAAAGCCUUCCAGAUGAACUGUACUUCUGCAAGAAACUUAAAACUCUGAAGAUUGGGAAAAACAGCCUAUCAGUACUUUCACCGAAAAUUGGAAAUUUACUAUUUCUUUCCUAUUUGGAUGUUAAAGGCAAUCACUUUGAAAUUCUCCCUCCUGAACUGGGUGACUGUCGGGCUCUGAAGCGAGCUGGGUUAGUUGUGGAAGAUGCUCUGUUUGAAACUCUGCCUUCUGAUGUCCGGGAGCAAAUGAAAACAGAAUAACUUAUUUUUUGUUAAAGUUUGACUGAAACACGCUUCUACCAAAUACAGUAUAAUAAUUAGGUAGUCUUAAUGCCUUUCCUAUUUUAUUUUUAUGGUUUUUCUUUUUCACACAAAACAAAAUGUACACAAAGACUGAGUAUAAGGAGUAUGUAUUUUUAAUAAAAAUUUAAUUGUAUUUUUCCAAUAUUAAUAUUUUAAAGUUUUAUUUGUCUUGGAACCUGAUGUACCUAUUAUUGUUUUCUACUGACAGAAACAGAUGGUUCCCUCUGUGUUUUGUUUUUGUUUUUUCAGUUCAUUCUUGUGAAAAAGAGGGAAUUAUAAGUCUCGUGUUAUUUGGCAUUUUUUUAAAUAGAUGAAGAUAUUUUGCCAAGGUCAUUUUUAGCUUGUUUACCCCUGUACGGGAUCCUUAUUUUUGUUUUCACUGUGUAUGCACCAAGGAAUCUGUGCUAGCUAUUGUAAUACCAGCCGCCUUCUCCAUUGGCCAAGUCCAUCAUUCUACAGAAAAUUCUUCUCCAGAGGAUAAAUUCACAUAAGUGCAUUGUCACAGAGUAUUAUUUUUAAAUUUUUCCCCUGCCUCCAACAGAAUCCUAAAUUGUGUAUUUCAUAUACCCAACAGUUAUAAUUAUCCUUAGGCGAGAAUUUUGUAAGUGGGUGAAGAAAAUAAUUUUUAGUGGUUUGCAUACUUGAGUUGGUCAUUUAUAAUUUAGCUGAUUUUACCAACAUUUUAAAAAUAUCAUUUAAAAACUGAAAACAGAGGCUCUCUCCACCUCCUUAAUCUCAAUACUGCUAUGUAGUACUGGUGAACUACCUUAGAGAAACUAGAUUUAUUUUAAUAUCCUAGUAGGUAAUUAAAUUUUAAAAUCAUAGAAUUAGAAGCCUGUUUUUUGAGUAAUUUAAUCAUCUUUGAUGUCUUGAUAUGCUAAUGCAUCGAUGGAAAAAAAUUCACCACUAAAGCACUCUGUUAAAGAGCUGGUGUACUCAUCUGACCCUUGCCCUCACUCUGGGCAGUGUGGCAGUGGCAAGCUAUUCAAAUUCUGCCUGUUGCACAAAAUAAUCCUCUUAUAUAUACAUAUAUUAAUUGAUUUUCCUCAAUCGAUUUUCCUGCCCUUGCUCUGAAUGCUAGUGAUGCAAGCACAGGAACUCUAUCUGCUCUCUGGCUUAAAAUAUGUAUCUCUUCUAAAAUGGUUCUGUUAUUUUUUUUAAGUGUGAAUAAAUUGCUACAUGGUCAUCACUUAGCAAUAAUUUUCACCUGAUGUUUGGCAGAACUUUUGUUUGCCUUUGAACUUAAAAAUUAACAAAAUGUGGGGUCAUGGGCAAAAUAUUUUACUAUGAAGCUGUAUAGAACAGGAAAACGAAAUACAAUAUUUGUGCCCUCAAUCCAGCACCAAUACUACUGAUCAUGGGAACUUUGCUUUUAUGUACCAAACUUAUACUGGCCAUUUUCUGAGCCCUAGACUAAUCUAAGAAAGUUUUGUGACUUAACAAUGAAAGAAAGUAGAAAGAUGAUUUGAGGUUUCAAAAUGCUGUUUUUAAAAAUUGCUCCUUGAUCCUGGUGAAUUUGCCCAACGCUACUUUGAAACCUGUACAGAAGGCAAUCAUGGGAACUGCUCAGCAGUUAUGUGUACCUCAGUUUUGUUUUACAUUUUAUGGUAUAUCAUGGGGUAAAGGAUUAGGGAAAGAGAUGAUUUUCAUUUGUUUAAUAACUUAAUCAUUUAGGUCAAAGUGCUCCACAGUUUCUUCCCUAUGUUAAAGUUUUAGAAUGGCGAUUUGUAUAGCUCAUUACUUAUAUCUGGAGCUGAAAUAAUAUGUUUGAAAUAGUAACAUGGUUAUUGUUCUUGUACAAUAAAAUAUUCGAUCCCAGAAUACCGUUCAGAUCCUAAGUAUAAACAAAGUUGUACAUUUAGAAAUAUAGCCCUAUCUAUUUAAAACAAUUUAUUGGCAGAUUGUCCAUGAUUGAGCAUGACAAAAAUACCCUGUUGAAACGUAAGCUUAGGUAACUGCUGGAAAAACACUGGGUGCACUAUUUUUCUGGAUAAAAUUUAUAGUUAUUUUCUAUAUCACCCUUCAAAAGGGAUCUAUUCAGGUUAAAAAUCAUAUUUAUGCUGAAGUCCUUAUAUGGUGUUAACCAAUAAUUUCAUAUGGGUUUGUAACCGAAAUAAGUCAUUAAUUAUUCACUCGUAAUAAUUUGUUCAAAAUUCCUAAAGAAUUUGAUUUGUUUUUUAAAUGAUUUUGCAGGCUGACCCCCAACCUAAGUUUUAAAAAACAUGCAGUAAGUCAGUAUAGUUCUAUUUUAACUAGGAGAAAAUUCAUAAAUGUUUCUAUUAAAUUUUAUAAAAAUUCAAAAGUCACUUAAUUUUGAGACUAUAUUUCCUGACUCUGUCCCUUUUUAAUAUUGUAAGUCUGCGUUCAUGUUCUUAAGUAAAAAGCGUUUAAUUACUAUUUAGCUUUUAAAUGGGAAACUCAGGUAAAUGAACUUCUGACUUUUCUAAAGUUCUUUAACUGAUCAACUCAGCAUAUAGGGGUAUUUACCUAACCACUUUCUGUAUUUUACAAGUGCUCUUGCUAAAAAGGAACAGCUAGUUCUGUUUCUCCAUCCUCUGUAGGAUUCAAGAGCAACUGUUUGUGUAAAUAUAAAAGCACCAUAUGUAUUCUUAACUCCUAUGACUGCUUGAAUGUCAUGAUGGGUAAGCUUUUUGGUCAGUUUUAAUGGUUAAAUACAGAACAAACAAGUUUGCUGAUGGUCUGGUUGAAAGGGAACAUAUAACUAUAUCCCAAAGGAACCCACAUAAGAAGGCCACAGCUCAGAAAACUAUUGGUAUGUGUUGGGUUUUGUUUUGUUUUAUUUUUUAACACAGCACCUUUAAUAUAAAAGUUCUUGAUACAGUGAAAUCUGUUAUUUACAGUCAUGAAUUUUUUUUAUUUUUCAUCCACCUCUUUCCCUGCCGUUGUAUUUCCCAGCUAGCUUAAUGAGUUGUAACAAUUUUCAUGGGAUCUUUUGCAGCAGGUAUUGCUUUUUCAGAAAGGCUUGGAAAAUAUGCCUGCUGUGAGUAUUUUGUUCAUUUAGAGUGCCUCCUUACCUGGCUUUCAAGCCAUCUUUGUGAAGGGGCACUUAAAUUAUGUGGAAUCUUCCUUGGGUUACUAGGGAUAAGGGAAGUCCAAGUUCUUGCAGUUUUAUGAUUUCUGGCAUUAAGGAAGAGAAAACAAAAUCUUCUUAUCUCUUGUUAACAUAUCCCCCAAGAGGGUUUUGCUGUUGUUUAUUUUCUACUAUAAGAAAACGUCCACUCUUUCAGCACCACUCUCCCAAGUAAGCCAUGGGCCGGCCCUAGAAAAUGUCCACUCUUUAAGUAGUUUAUUUUACUCUCUAAUCUAAUUCAUACCACAUACAUGAUCAAUGGUAAUGAUAUGUUUAUUUCAAUAGUGAACAUUCAGGGCGCAUCAUCAUGAAAACUGUCAACAGUACUUAGUAGUGAUCAGAUAAGAUAAAUUUUAAUAUAAUUUUAAAUUUUUUUGGAGACUAAAUUAAGGUUCAAUUAGUAUUCUCCCAUGAAACCUUGAUGCCAUAAUGCUAUUCAAACAGUUCACACUUUUGGUAGGAUCGUAAAACUCCAUACUAACCUUAAGUUAGCAAAAUAAAUUAGCAAAACAGCAUAGCUAUUUGUGAGGAGACUGCUUAAAGGGUCUAUAAGAUUUUCUCGUUUUUUUCUUGUCUAUUUAGAAACACUGUAACAAAACUCGGAUAAUCUUGACCAGACCUGCCAUGAUUUUUUCAGAUUUAGGCCUCAGGGACCUGAUUCUGAUAUGCCAGCGUUCCAAAGUAGGUAUCCACUCAUAUUCCAUCUUCCUAGAGAUGGCAGGUCUUGUAACUUUGGACAACUUAAUUUCUUGGCCACGUUAAAUAACGGUUCCUAUGCAUGGUUUCAAAUGUGGUGUAAAUUUGCUUCUUUCUUCUGAAUCCCCCCCACACACACCUUAUUCUGUCUCUUUAAUGAGUAUUUUUACUGGGGCCAAAACUCCAGGCCUUAUGUGCUUGCUCAGUUUUCCUUCUGCUGCUUGUGUCCUCUCACUGGUCUCUGUGUAUUCACAUUGAGUCAGUUGCUGGCAAAACCUCUAAGACUGUCAAGAAAAUGCUUGAGAGUUGAUUUGUCAUAGUGCAAAUUCAUGAUAUAAUGUCUUGAUGUUAUUUGGCUAUGUAGUACAUUGGAACAGAAAAUAAAGUCAUUUUUGUACCUUAAAA
This is a messenger RNA of Galeopterus variegatus (Sunda flying lemur), 6650 nucleotides long. It is a transcript of the gene LRRC8C, whose product is annotated as leucine rich repeat containing 8 family, member C. The record is from RefSeq and is a predicted model, not a curated record. The coding region runs from base 5 to 2416 and encodes 803 amino acids. Gene Ontology annotation, molecular function: protein binding. The transcript has 3 exons. Lineage: Eukaryota; Metazoa; Chordata; Mammalia; Dermoptera; Cynocephalidae.